This is a messenger RNA of Haliotis rubra (blacklip abalone), 883 nucleotides long. Its product is annotated as cytochrome P450 1A1-like. Gene Ontology annotation, molecular function: heme binding; oxidoreductase activity, acting on paired donors, with incorporation or reduction of molecular oxygen; iron ion binding. The coding region runs from base 176 to 883 and encodes 235 amino acids. The record is from RefSeq and is a predicted model, not a curated record. NCBI's taxonomy places the organism in Eukaryota, Metazoa, Mollusca, Gastropoda, Lepetellida, Haliotidae. The transcript is spliced from 7 exons.
UGCCCCUGAAGGUUAUCAUUCAGGUCAGUAAACAGAACGUCUCGCAAGAAGACGAGCUAUUCCAUAAUACCCACUUUCUAUAUAGAGACACAUCAACGCAGGCUCUGUCAGUGUGUCCACGGGUACGUCAACACCGAGAUUCAAGCACAGCAAAAGAGACUUCUAAGCAAGGACGAUGUUUGAGUGUUUAACUCAGUGGUGGCCCCAGUCUGUGAUAACCCAGGCUCUUGUUGUUGGGAGUGUGGUUGGAGUGAUCGCCUAUAAUCUCUUCAAGAAACGAUACAACCUACCGCCAGGACCAAAGGGAUGGCCGUUAGUUGGAAACCUUUUGGAGGUGCGAGGGACUCUCCUGUUCCGAAAACUCCGCGACUGGAGCAAAACAUACGGUCCAGUUAUGACGAUUCAGCUGGGUACUCUCAAAGCAGUUAUUCUGAGUCGAAUAGAUGUUGUAACGGAAGCUCUCAUUACAAGACAAGCAGACUUCGCAGGAAGGCCGAAUACAUAUGUUGUAUCUCAAUUAACCAAGGGAGGAAAAGACAUAGUCAACGCAUCGUACGGCCCAAGAUGGAAGUUGCACCGGAAAAUUGCAUCCAAAGCGCUCAGGCACUAUCUAAUGGGAGACAACCUCAGCCGGAAAGUGUCCCAAUCACUCAACAUCACUACAACGUUGAUGAGAAAGGAACAAGGAGCCUUUGAUCCUUUCCCCUACCUGUCACUCUCGAUCUCCAACAUGAUGACAGGAAUGUUGUUCAAUAAAAUCAGUGAAAAUGUAGACUCUGAAUACUAUAAAGCGUACGUCGUCACCCUGGACGAUUUUAAUGAAAGAAGCUGGAGAAGGAUUUCUGGAAGAUUCACCCCCGCUUCGUCUGUGCCCAACGCCUAG